UUCUGACUCGAACACAUUGCUGUGUGGUAGAAACAUAACAAAAAAAUAUGACAGAUAAUAAAGACAAUAUCCACGAUCUAUAUAAUGAAGAUGAAUUAAAGAGUCCUAUGUGGCUUAACGAUGAAUUUAUUACAAAAGUUCUAAGAGACUAUGAAAAUGAUGCGGAACUAAAAGUUGUAAGUCUGAAAAAUUUACCAGCUAGUGCCAAAGGGGAUCACUAUGCCAGUGUGAUGUUCCGAACUGAAGUGGAAUAUAAAAGGGGAAACGAAACGUUCACCAAAUCGCUGAUCGUCAAGUCUAUGCCCGAAGAAGAAGGUCACAAGAAGGAAAUGUUAAGCGGUUCUAACAUUUUCGAAACAGAAAUCGGAAUUUAUAGUCGAGUGUUACCCGAAUUUGAGAAAAUCCUUCAGGCUGCUGGUGACAAGACGAAACUUUUCGUGCCUUGCAUCUAUCACAGUGUCGAGCCCCGGACGGUUUUGAUCAUGGACGAUCUUUUGCCAAUGGGCUAUAGUGUGAUAAGAGAACGUGAUGCUACAGAGAAAGAAUUACAAUUAGCCUACACCAAGUUGGCCAAGUGGCAUGCAGUAAGCAUGAAAAUACAAAAUGAGCAACCUGAAUUUUUAGAGGACUACAAUCGAGGUUUAUUUGAUUUACCGCAUAUUUCUAAAGACCCAUUCAUUAUUGACGCAAUGAUUCCUUUUUUGGCAAUGUUCGAUAAAGUGCCUGAACUAAGCAAAUAUAAGCCUUACUUUGAGAAGAUAAAGGGUGUCUAUCUGAAACGUUUGAAAGAUGUGAUGGUGGAAUAUCGAGUGAAUCGACGACAAGAUACCUACUAUGUAUUAUCUCAUGGUGAUUAUCAUCUAAGGAACAUGUUAUUUAAGCCCAAUAAGAACUCUGGAGCAUUGGAGGAUGUCAUGCUGGUGGAUUUUCAAAUUUCCAAUUUGUGUCCCAUAACUAUUGAUCUUAUCUAUUCCAUCUAUUUGUUGAUGGGACCCGAGCAACGUUCAAACGAUUGGAGAAAUCUUUUAAACUAUUACUUUACCACUUUGCUAGAAACUUUGCAAAAGAUUGAUUAUAAAGCCGAGUUACCCACAUUAGAUGGAUUUUGGCAGCAAAUCUAUCGUCACAAAUAUUUUGAUUUUUUCAUGAUCUGCACAUUCUUACCCUUGGUCUGGGCUGUUAGAUCUAAGAAUUUCGAGGCGACAAACAUUCUACAAAAUGCAGACGAUAGAAGUAAAUGUUAUCUUUUAGAUGGAUAUAUUGAAGAUUUGAAAAUAUUAUUACCCCGAUUUGAGAGCAUGGGCUAUUUUGAUGAUCUAUAA
Molecule: messenger RNA, 1322 nt
Organism: Drosophila willistoni
Lineage: Eukaryota; Metazoa; Arthropoda; Insecta; Diptera; Drosophilidae
Exons: 3
Coding region: 48-1322 (424 amino acids)
Source: RefSeq, a predicted model, not a curated record